AUGUCCUUUUCUAGUAGCUCUCCUGCGGCAAAUCCAUUUUUAGUGGACUCUUUAAUUGGUGCUUGCAGGUCGGACAGCUUCUACUCCAGCAGCAACAUGUACAUGCCGUCUGGCUCAGAAAUGGGAACUUACGGAAUGCAAACCUGUGGACUCCUGCCGUCUUUUGGCAAAAGAGGGGAGGUCAACCACCAAAAUAUGGGCAUGAAUGUCCACUCGUACAUACCUCAGAUAGAUAACUGGACUGAUCCGAAUAGACCCUGCAGAAUACAGCCGCCCAACCAGAUGUCAAACUGUACAUUUUCACAGAGCAUAAAGGAAGAGAGUAACUGCUGCAUGUACUCCGAUAAGAGAGUACAGAAAGUCAGCUCGACAGAGAUCCCCGCAUAUUCUGACGUUAUAUCCGAAUCUUGUACUGUCGACGGUCCCGAGGUCCCGGUUCCGGGCUAUUUCAGACUGAGUCAAACUUAUGCGAAUGGGAAACAUCAGGAAAACUACUGCCACGAUCCGCCGAGUCCAACCCAAACACUGACGCAGCUCAGCCGGGUCACCCCGAAACCGCAGCCCUCAUCGGCGCCUUCACAUUUUGCUGAGGUGGAAAAGAAAAGCGAGGAGGUCCAGCAAAAGCCCGAGACCUCAAGGACACCGGUCCCAGUAGAAAGCCCGGAUCCCAAGUCCAUCUCCGGGGAGAAAAAGUGCAACAUGGAAGCCUCUGUGUCCAGUCCUGAGCCGCAACAGAAGGAAGGAAAAGUCUGCGACGCACCGACAAGCAACUGGUUAACUGCAAAAAGUGGGAGAAAGAAAAGAUGUCCCUACACAAAGCACCAGACCUUGGAGUUGGAGAAGGAGUUUCUCUUCAAUAUGUAUCUGACCCGAGAGCGCCGCCUAGAGAUCAGCCGGGGCGUCAACCUGACCGACAGGCAGGUCAAGAUCUGGUUUCAGAACCGCAGGAUGAAACUGAAAAAAAUGAACAGAGAAAACCGCAUCCGUGAACUGACCUCAAAUCUCACCUUUUCGUGA
Molecule: messenger RNA, 1017 nt
Organism: Anoplopoma fimbria (sablefish)
Lineage: Eukaryota; Metazoa; Chordata; Actinopteri; Perciformes; Anoplopomatidae
Gene: hoxd10a
Product: homeobox D10a
Exons: 2
Coding region: 1-1017 (338 amino acids)
Biological process (GO): regulation of transcription by RNA polymerase II
Cellular component (GO): nucleus
Molecular function (GO): DNA-binding transcription factor activity, RNA polymerase II-specific; RNA polymerase II cis-regulatory region sequence-specific DNA binding
Source: RefSeq, a predicted model, not a curated record